AUGUCCGAGGGGGUCCGAGGGGGAGGAAGGAAGGGCUAUUUUGGGGGUGAGGGAGGAGGGAAGGGCGGGGGAGUGGGGGCAAGGUUUGGCGUUAGGGGUGGUAGAGGAAGGCGUGUUGCUGGAGUUAAUAGGCUGAGGGUUGGGUCUUGGAAUAUAAGGACUCUUCAAGGUAAGUCUGUAGAGCUGGUGAAGAUUCUUAGAAAGAGGAGAAUCAAUAUUGCGUGUGUGCAGGAGACUGGGUGGGUAGGGUCUAAGGCAAGGGAUAUAGAUGGUUAUAAGUUAUGGUACUCUGGUAGCGAGAGGCGUAAGAAUAGAGUUGGCAUCUUAGUGGAUGAAGAGCUUAGAGGGCAGGUAGUCGACGUUAAGAGGAUCAACGAUAGGUUGAUGACUGUUAAGUUGGUUAUUGGGCGGUUUACCCUGAAUGUGUGUAGUGUUUAUGCACCGCAG
Messenger RNA from Capsicum annuum, 447 nucleotides. RefSeq names its product craniofacial development protein 2-like. The transcript has a single exon. The annotation marks the transcript as partial. NCBI's taxonomy places the organism in Eukaryota, Viridiplantae, Streptophyta, Magnoliopsida, Solanales, Solanaceae. The record is from RefSeq and is a predicted model, not a curated record.